Messenger RNA from Drosophila sulfurigaster albostrigata, 1036 nucleotides. Its product is annotated as enoyl-CoA hydratase domain-containing protein 3, mitochondrial. Lineage: Eukaryota; Metazoa; Arthropoda; Insecta; Diptera; Drosophilidae. The transcript is spliced from 4 exons. The record is from RefSeq and is a predicted model, not a curated record. The coding region runs from base 109 to 957 and encodes 282 amino acids. Gene Ontology annotation, molecular function: hydro-lyase activity. Gene Ontology annotation, cellular component: mitochondrion.
AUGGUAAAAUACAAUGCGUAGCAAUCGAUAAUGAUAGAUAUCGAUAAGACAUUUGAGUUGGAAGAGCCUGUUGAUUGUGGAAGAAUUAAUUAACUUGUUGUGCAUAAAAUGAUGCGUUUUUUGCCAAAUACCCUUAAAUUAUGUACCCGUACUUUAAAUGUUCGUUACGCUAGUACCGAAUCCCAGGAAUUUGUAAAGGUCUCAAAUAAUGGUGGUGUGCGCGAAAUUACACUGUGCCAUCAGAGCACACGUAACUCUCUUUCGAUGGCCAUGAUGAAUGCCCUUCAUAAAGAUCUUGUUAAGGAUCCCGAAGACACCGAACUUCGCUGCAUAGUACUAUCGGCUGAAGGCAAGAUUUGGUCAGCUGGUCAUAACUUGAAGGAGCUGCAGGCCAAUGAUUCUGCCUACCGAAAGGAAGUCUUUCAAAAGAUCACUGACAUCAUAUUGGACAUACAGAAGUUGCCAGUUCCCGUGAUAGCCAAAGUAAAUGGCAUGGCUGCAGCGGCAGGUUGUCAGCUGGUUGCGUCCUGUGAUAUAAUCGUGGCUUCAGACAAGAGCACCUUCUCCACGCCCGGCGCUAGCGUUGGAGUCUUCUGCAAUACUCCCGGUGUGGCAAUUGGUCGCGUCAUGUCGCGUCCCAAAUCGGCAUAUAUGCUGAUGACUGGUCUGCCAAUUACUAGCCAAGAGGCUUACGUAGCUGGAUUGGUCACGAAAGUGGUGGCCGAAAAGGAUUUGGAUGAUACCAUUGAUGAAAUUGCAAGGGCCAUUAAAAGCAAGAGUCGUGCAGUAAUUAGCUUGGGCAAGCAAUUUUACUAUGAACAACUAAACCUGCCACUCAAGGAUGCCUACAAAUGUGGUCAGAAAAAAAUGAUGGAAAACCUGGAAUUGGACGACUGCAAAGAAGGUUUAACAAGCUUCAUUGAAAAGCGUCAUCCUGUGUGGAAGCAUAAGGCGUAAAUGAAUACGAUACUUUUUAGACUUGACCAGCCUUGCAUUUAUAUUGUUAUCAAAAAAUAAACACUUGUUACACUUUGCA